Molecule: messenger RNA, 5277 nt
Organism: Acinonyx jubatus (cheetah)
Lineage: Eukaryota; Metazoa; Chordata; Mammalia; Carnivora; Felidae
Gene: FAXDC2
Product: fatty acid hydroxylase domain containing 2
Exons: 9
Coding region: 153-1151 (332 amino acids)
Biological process (GO): sterol biosynthetic process
Molecular function (GO): iron ion binding; C-4 methylsterol oxidase activity
Source: RefSeq, a predicted model, not a curated record
GGCCAGUGGGCUGCUUCGUAACUCGAUCACCGAAGAGCUGCCAGGAUGGGCGGUGCAGUGACAGCCAGCAGCCGCUUAGGUAGGGGCUGAAGGCAAGAGAGGGAAAGCUGAGCUGUGACCUCCGCGGAGCUGGGAAUCGGCCCGUUGCGCAGAUGAAGGGAGAAGCCGGAAGUAUGCGACAGGAGAAGCCCAAACAGGAGGAACGCAUCUGGGGCUCCAUGAAGAAGGCGGCUUUCAUCCUGGGCUCUGGCCUUCUCUUGCUUGUGGCCUUCUCGAACUCGGUCUCUGGGCAACUUCAGAGAUUUUGGGAUGCUUCUGGCUGUUUUCAGCAAGCCCAAUGGGAGAGGCUCCUGUCUACAUUCGAAGGGAAGGAGUGGAUCCUCUACAUUAUAGCUACCAUUCUAGUACCUGCUCUGCUUUUCUGGAGCUUCAACGGGCUUCUGCUGGUGGCUGACACAGCCAGAAAACCGAACUUCAUCUCCCGCUACCGAAUUCAAGUUGGCCAGAAUGAACCAGUGGACGCCACGAAACUACGCCAGUCUAUGCGCACAGUUCUCUUCAACCAGUGCAUGAUAUCUGUCCCCAUGGUGGUCUUCCUCUAUCCCAUCAUCAAGGUGCGGGGAGACCCCUACCGCCGAGAGCUACCCACCUUCCACUGGUUCCUUCUGGAGCUGGCUAUCUUCACUCUGAUUAACGAAGUCCUGUUCUACUACUCACACCGGCUCCUUCACCACCCAACACUGUACAAGAAAAUCCAUAAGAAACACCAUGAGUGGACAGCUCCCAUUGGCAUGAUCUCUUUCUACGCCCACCCUAUCGAGCAUGUGGCCUCCAACAUGCUGCCAGUGGUACUGGGUCCCAUCCUAAUGGGCUCCCACUUGUCCUCCAUUGCCGUGUGGUUUUCCUUGGCCCUCAUCUGCACCACUGUUUCCCACUGUGGCUACCACCUACCUUUCCUGCCUUCACCUGAAUUCCAUGACUACCACCAUCUCAGGUUCAACCAGUGCUACGGGGUGCUGGGGGUGCUGGACCACCUCCAUGGGACUGACACCAUGUUUAAGCAGACCAAGGCCUACGAGAGACACAGACUCCUGCUGGGCUUCACUCCACUGUCUGAGAGCAUCCCGGAUCCCUCGAAGAAGAUGGAUUGAGAGAGGGCCCAAGUGCCACCUUGGCUGUCCCCCUCAGUGGACUGCUAAGGUGGCCCGAGGCGUGCUGAUUGUAUCUAACUCGCUCCUUCAGCCAUGCAGUUUCUUUCUGUCUUAUUUUACAAGUUUAUUUAUUUUUGAGAGAGAGAGAGAGAGCCAUGAGCAGGGGAGGGGCACAGAGGAUCCGAAGUGGGCUCUGUGCUGACAGCAGUGAGCCCCACGUGGGGCCUGAACUCAUGAAAGGUGAGAUCAUGACUUGAGCUGAAGUUGGAUGCUCAACUGACUGAGCCGCCCAGGUGCCCCAGCCAUGCAUUUUCUAAUGACAGCACCACUGUGGCAAGGGGAAGCACAUCUUCCCAGAAAGGUAGGGCCAAGGAUGGGGCCAGGGCUCCCCCAACAGCCUCUGUUGUCCCUCAACAGGACCAGGAGUUGGCUUAAGGGGGAGAAACAAGAACAGUUCCCCAGAAUGGAGGCCAGUGAGAAGGAAGAAACCACCUUACUAGGGCUCGGGGCAAGUCCCCCGUGGUCCUUUGCUGUGGAAAGGGAGAGAUGAGACCCCGGGUGACUUUUUUAUGGCCUAGGCAAGACACAAAGAAUGCAAAGGUGGCAGUAAGACUGGAAGCCACUCCCAACUCCAGAGAGAGCUCCUUCUGGUGCCAGGGGGUGAGAGAACCAGAAGGUAUUGCUUUGCCCCUUCCUGCACCAAAAAGCUUUUCUUAUACCCUACUCUGGCCAGGGCCAGGACACCCCCAUUGCCAAUACACACACACACACACACACACACACACACACACUCUGAGUCAGCCAACAAAGGCCCCAUUUCAACUCUGCUCCACUACAGACAUCAUCCCUCUAUGAAAAGAAAAAUGCCAGAGAGAGCCCCUCCCUGGAUUAAAACUGAGAUACCAAAGAGGUGCAGACCAGACCCUGACACCUACCUUCAGCCAUAUGCGGAAACCAAAGGCUAAACCCUGUUGAUCUAUGCUGGGGGCCCUUUUAUCCACUGAGGGAAGGGUCAGAGUUCCUGACCUUUGGGGACACCCACCUGAGGCCCCCUUAUUAGCCUCCCUGAAGUAGGACCAAAGAGGCUGAAACCCUCUUCCUCCAGUGAGAAGGCAAGAAAAACAUGGCUGAGGAGGGCCUGGGUGGCUCAGACGGUUAGGUGUCUGACUUCAGCUCAGUUCAUGAUCUCACGGCUUGUGGGUUUGAGCCCUGCAUCAGAUUCUGUGUCUCCCUCUCUCUCUGCCACUCCCCUGCUCGUGCUGUCUCUCUCUCUCCUCUCUCAAAAAUAAACAUUAAAAAAAAAAGAAAAAAGAAAAACAUGGCUGAAAAAGGGCAGAACCCUCUUUCCACCCUCCCCCACCCCCCCGCCCAAAUGAUUAACCAGUUGUCUCAACACCAUUUAUUUCAAAUGAAAUUUACCUGAAACAAAACCAGAGAGCUGCCCGGGUUGCCACAGUCCCCAGCCUGGCCUUCCCUUAGCAGACAUUGCCAGGAGCCCUGUGGCUCCCAAGAACAAUUUGAAGACCAAUCUUUGGCUUGCAAGUCCACCAUAUUGUUACUCAGUUCUUACAUAUAUUUGGGUCUGUUCCUGAACUCUCAGUUCUCUUCCAUCAAGAAAACCAUCCAUUGUUUUAGAAUACGUUGGCAUUGGAUAAGGCCAACUCUUGAAGCAGAACUAUCUAAGAUCCCUUCCUAUUGGCCCUGCCACUCGAAAUCUGCCUAGUGGACCAACUGGGCACUUACAGCUUCCUCCUUGGCCUUCCAAACCCCACCCACCCUCCUCAGGCCUUGGUGGGCUUGGCUCUGUCCCCAGGACAGCUCUUCAGGGCACUUCAUGCCCUGAGCUUGCAGCACAGCUUCUGCGGCACCAACAGUCCGUUUUCACGGCUGCUCGCCUGCUCCUGCAGCCUGUUCCUACACAAGUAAACAUACGGAAAAUAGUCCAUCUUCUGUACACUUAAGAAGGGUAGGGAAUGAGGAGCGUGGAGAAAGAGGAAGAACGGAUGCAUCUCUUUUCCCCUUUGAGGUCUUUGGAUUUCGAGGGGCAAGAGGCUGUCGGUGUCUCAUCCCUUUUGGCAGCCGGGUGGUUGGGCUCUGGCAGAGGGUCCCAGCCCUAUCCUCUUCUUCAUCAAACAGAAUGGCCCUGAGGUUGGUAAACAAGUGAGGCUUAAGAAAAGGCUGGGGUUUUGAGGUGCCUGGUGGCUCAGCCGAUUAAGCAUCUGACUCUUGAUUUGGGCUCAGACCAUGAUCUCAUGGUUUGGGAGUUGGAGCCCUGCAGUGGGCUCUGCGCCUGACAGUAUGGACUCUGCUUGGAUUCUCUCCCCUCCUCCCCCCCACCCCCCCGCCCCUGCCCUGCUUGCUUUCUCCCUUAAAAUAAACAGACUUAAAAAAUAAAUUGAAAAAAUUGAAAAAAAAAAAAAAAAAAAGGGCUGAGGUCUCAAAAUUCCCAGAUCACGUGAAAGUGAAAGGAAUGGAAAAUAAACUGGGCUCCUUUUAAUGCCAGUAGAUGCUUCUGUUUCUUCCUCUCCAUUACAUGCCUAGUUCCAGCACUCCUGAUCACAUGGCAUCUGGGAGCUACUGCAGUGCAAUUAAACAACUGGUGGUGGCCAACCUCAUGAGCAUCCCUACCAGGCUGUGAAGUGGGUCUGUCUUCCUGUCCCCAAGUCAGUCUGCAGAAGCCCUGGUUCCCAACUCCUAAACUCUACAAAGGCCACUGGAUGUUCUGAAGUAACUGCCCACCUCAAGAAUGGCAGAAUUCUCUGGAAGAACAUUUCUGAUGGGAUGCUCAAGCACCAGGCAUGGGAGACAGCUGUCAGACUAAUGGUUAAGGAAAGACACGCCUCACUUCUAGUUUUAUAUACACGUAGGCCAGACUGGCACUGAGAAUGUUACCGCUGCCAGCACCUGCCCUCAAGAGUCAGGGAAAAGCCACCAACAACCCAGGGGCCAGUCCUCAGUAGGCUAGGGUGUGUUCAUCAUUCCAUCCUUUCCCAGCUUCAAUCCUCCGGGUUCAGUGGCUGACCUGGAUUCCUGUAAGGCCAGAGUGUUGACCUGUUUCUCCUCUACUCUGGCAGGGAUGUCUGUUCAGAGAGGGGCUGUGUUGACCCUCCACAGGGAAUCACGGCAACCUUCCUAGUGAUCUCCUUACAAGAUGCCAGGCCACAGCCAGAGGAUGGAAAUCCUGAGAGUGGGACAAGUGGGCAGAAACCCUGGGAUUCUGUUGGACUGGCAUCUCUCUGUUCUCUAGCACUGGCUAUAGCUGCCAUGUUUUAAGACACAUGGUGGACGUGAAUUCCAGGCUGGCAGACGCUCUCAAAACCACGGAGGAAUUCCUGGAUGAAUACAUUCCUGGAUGUACUCACUAGCAGCCUCUGGAGCCCAUUCCCCGGGCAGAUUCCCCAAAAGCGCAAUGGCAGAGCCCUGCAAAGCUUUCAUGCACACAUCCUGAGUGCAGGGUUCCCCUGGAUCUGAGGGGGCCCUAACCAGGCUCCAUCCCUCAACAGCUGUACCCCAGAUGGGAGACCAGCCAGUACUUUGCCUUUUCAAGUUUUUAUUUUUAUACAUUUUUUUGUAUUAAAAAGAAAAGCAUAAUUACCACAAAUUACAAAGGACUAAAGCAGGACUAGAAUAAUGAAUGAAUCACUUCAGCCUGGAAAGCAGAUAUUCUCAAUAAUAUUAAUGUUAUAAUACAAGCUCAUUCAAGUAUUUUACAUUUUUUUUUGUCCUUUUAAAUGUGAUAUCCUAGCACAUGGUAAAGAUAAUGUACUAUGAGCAUAAGGUGGAACCUUCUCCGCAAAGCCAGAUGACAAGUUUUCCUCUCCAGUGAGAAAUGGGCUAUAAGUUCUGAUCUUCUCUGCCUCUGCCAUCAACAUGGCUGAAGGAGAGGGUGGGGGCUGGGGCAAAUAAAUCCAGGGACCCUUCCAGACAGGAUACACUUUGGGGUCCCACUCAGGAGGGCACCAAAUGACCCAGACCGUUGUACCCAGGCUUUUUGGCAAAAAACCACCCUCACCCGCCCUAGCUCAUCUUCCUUGCCCCUCCUCCCCACUUCUAGGGCCUUCUGAGCAGCUUACUUUCUUUUGUAAAAUCAAUCAUCAGGAAAGGGGGAAAAAAAAGAGCUACAAUG